Osmia bicornis bicornis is the source of this 2414-nucleotide messenger RNA. RefSeq names its product cytoglobin-1-like. Bases 1316 to 1879 code for a protein of 187 amino acids. The record is from RefSeq and is a predicted model, not a curated record. The transcript is spliced from 4 exons. Gene Ontology annotation, molecular function: heme binding; oxygen binding. NCBI's taxonomy places the organism in Eukaryota, Metazoa, Arthropoda, Insecta, Hymenoptera, Megachilidae.
CGCGCGAAUCAUCCCCGCGAACCAUUCUAAAGAUAGAGAAAAUAAAAGUAACAGGAACCGCGAGCAGAGCUCGUGACAAGCUCCGCCGAGCCGUUCCUCUCGCGGAUGAGCUUGCUCGUCAAGCUGAAUCAAUCUUAUUCGCAAGGAAUGUACGCGGAUACACGCGGAAUAAGGAGCUUUCGACAGUGAGGAUACGUGCGCGCCAACGAUGUUCGCGUCUCUCUUCCUUAAUACGAAAUGAGGAAGAGGGAAGAUAGUGCAGCAGCGUUUCGCUGACAAGGAAGAGGACGUAACCAAGGGGGAAGCGUAGGCACAGCUUUUAGAUCGUGUGAAUCGAUUCGGUAGACCGGGUAGACGAUUCAAGUACGCGGCGCGGCGGUUCGAGGGAAAUCGCAUUUUCAGAUACCAGGUGAUUCUUCGUGGUCUCACCUUUCCUCUAUCCUUUCGAAAGACGUGGAUCAAUCACAGUGGACCGGUUCUUAACCAUUUUUCGCUAAAACCACCCCUGAUCGACCCUCUUCUCGUGAAGUGAUCGAUACUCGUGCAAAGACACUUGUUAACUGUGUCUGGUGAUUUUAAAUGUUGGUGUUUAAGAAAAUUUCCACAAAGCUUCGUUCCGUCUCAAAGAUAAUACAGUUUCGAAAGGAUAUAGACAAAGAAGUCUUUAAAUUCAGGAAAUCAAUUGAAAUUCACCGUUGCUUUAAUUCGAUCCAAGCUAUAGAGCACAUAAAGCAGACUGGAAAUAAAGGAAAAGUAAGAUGCAUCUCGCAAACUUCAACGUGGCAUCCACUAUUCGGCUUCUAGCCGAAGUUUAAGUGAUGCAUCAUUGAAAGCAUAAGUCAAAAGAUGAACGGAUUGAAAUUUUUCACCUAACUGUGAAAACUUCGACGACAGUGUCAAAUGGAAUGCCAACGAGCGAACAUUUUGUCGAAUACUUAAGCUUCCUCAAAGUAAAGCGACAACCGGCAACCAGAGCGGACAGUGAGUGAUUAAAGUUAAAAUUGGACGAUUUUGGUUUCCGUUGCGUCCAAUCUUUCAGGACCGUUUAGUGAACCCUUUGACGCGAGUGAUUUCACGACUUUACCCAGAAACAGCAAUCCCGUCGACGCUUAAUUGAAAUUGCGCGCUGCUUUUUCGAAUCAAUUGAUUGCUGUGAGGCUGUUGAUUUGUCGUCAACGUCGAGAUUAACGAGGCCCAAUUGGCAAGCUCCAGUUUUCGUGAGACGAUCCAGAAAACGUGGUAAUUGUUCGAACGAACGGCGUGUGUGUUAGUGUUUCCUUGUGUCCGCGGGCGGAGACGAACAGAUUGCCUUAACAUGGGUUGCGAACUUAGCAAACUUGCGACCGCCAAGUCGCCGAAUCAAACUGUCACAGAUCCACGACUACCACUCACGGCGAGACAAAAAUUUACGGUUAUGGCUAGCUGGAAAGCUGUAUCUAGGGCACUCGAACCAACUGGAGUCUACAUGCUUAUAAGGUUGUUCGAGGAAAAUGCCGAACUGUUAAAUAUGUUUACACAAUUUCGUGAAUUGAAAACGAAAGAACAGCAGUCCAAUAGCAUGGAACUGGCUAAACAUGCAGAAACAGUGAUGUCUGCCCUGGAUGAAUGUAUCAAAGGGCUCGACGAUAUGGACGUCUUCCUGACUUGCCUUCAUCAAGUUGGAGCCACGCAUACAAAGAUUCCGGGUUUCAAUCCACAAUAUUUUUGGAAAAUUGAGAAACCAUUUCUGGAAGCUGUGGAACAAACUUUGGAAGAUCGAUACUCGGAGAACGUGGAGAACAUUUACAAGAUGACGAUCAAAUUCAUUAUCGAGACUUUAAUCGACGGCUUCGAAAAAGCUCAAAAUGACAAGGCACAAAGCGACACCGCUAAAUCCUAGUUGUCUUGGUCGUAAAGAAGCAAACAAGCUUUGGUGCCCGAUUGAAAAAUUUCCUGAUCGCCUUGUUAUUCAGGAUUCGGUUCCCGGAUGAUAAAGGAUCGAUUUCGAUGGAUGAAAUGGAUCGUUUGAACACACAACCGUUCAUUUAUUCCAAAAAUAUCUCCGUUUCUCCGUUAUCUGCAAUGUGAUUCACACGAUUGAGUAUAUACAUGUUUAACGAGAGGACUCGGAGACAAUGUUGUGCGACGUGUUACCGUCAAACAAUGUUCUUUUUUACAGGAGUGCGAGUACUACUCCGUGGUUGGUUAGGUUUGAAAUCUUCUUUCUUCGAGCAGGUCUCGGUGAUGAAAGAUAAUUCGUGAAUAAAAAAAAAAAUAGCUAUGAUUAUUGUAUCGCACGUUUGGUCGUUUCGUCCAACAAGUAACGAAACGAUCCAUGAAAUGAAUUCUUCUGACGGUCAAAGAGAAUAAACACCACGAUAUCCUUUCAGUUUUAUUAACCUCAAACAAGUGAAAGUGCUCUUUCAUAUACAGUG